Exophiala aquamarina CBS 119918 is the source of this 3723-nucleotide messenger RNA. RefSeq lists its product as uncharacterized. Gene Ontology annotation, biological process: protein polyubiquitination; ubiquitin-dependent protein catabolic process. Bases 1 to 3723 code for a protein of 1240 amino acids. The transcript has a single exon. The record is from RefSeq and is a predicted model, not a curated record. Lineage: Eukaryota; Fungi; Ascomycota; Eurotiomycetes; Chaetothyriales; Herpotrichiellaceae. Gene Ontology annotation, molecular function: ubiquitin protein ligase activity; protein binding.
AUGCAUACCUCCUUCACAGGUAGCACCCGCAAGAGCCGUCAAGUCAAUCUCUCUGGCAGAGGCCCAACGAACCCAUGGGCUGCGCUGAACAAGUCAGCCUCCGCGAAGCCUUCGGCAAGCCACGACGCUGUUGCCCAGGCCCAGGCCGAUCGUCUCAAGAGGCAGCAGGACAGAGAAAAGCAGAAUGCUACCAGAAGAAUACAAAAAGUGUGGCGGGGCCAUGCGAGUCGGAGGGAGAUCAAAGCCACGUGGAGAAAAGCUUGGGACGACAACGAGCAGAAGAGACUGGGUGCCAGCCACACACUGGAUUACACGACUCUGAUCCAAAGUGAUGGUGUGGUACCUGCAUAUCAAGAUGUCACCCAGUUAUCCUGUCAGCUAUGCCUACUUCUGCGCUUUCAAGAGUUUCGAGGCAAUUCCGUCAGAGAUGCCCAAGACACUCCCCGCUUGAUCUAUUUUGGCCAAGCACUACAACAGACAAUUUUGGUAUCACAGGACAUAGAUCUCGAUCAUUCAUGGAGACAACGUUUGGCUCGACUCGGCUUGGUUGCACUGCGACAUCUGAAAGUUGUUGCCCAGCAUGACUCCUCCGCCUCUCCGACCUCAUACAGUGCUUCAUUAAUCACUAUCCUUUCCUUAAUCUGUGAGACAGUCCCCGAGGAAACCGCCCAACAAUCGGAGAUGUACUUUGAUGCCGUUGUAUUCGUCCUCGAAACAACCGACAGUCAAUCCUGGCAUGAUCUUGCCUUCAAGUUGACGAAAACCCUGCUGACAUCUCCGCAAAGAGCAAGACUUCAUGCAUACAUCGCUUUCGCCAAAGUUGUCUUGAGUCAGGCCAUCUUGGCUGGCGACCAAGGGUUCCUCGGUUCAAUCGCGACCACAGUGGAUCUCUCUUCGUUGUCUAGUGCACUCACGUUUCAAGUGCAGACCUUGAGAGAAGUCCAACCGAAAGCUCUGAGCAAUAAUCAACUUCUAUGGCAGCUCGCAUACCUCAUCUUCAUAAAUGAAUCACAGAACCAAUCAAGAGUCGUGCAAAGGUCGUAUAUCGAGGCACUUUCUGCCCUCUUAGCCUGUUGUGCCCCAGAUGUCGCAACCCGUCUAGACCUGGCCGACUCGCCAAUGUUUGCGAGCGAGCCUCCUCCCACAGAGCCCCUACCUCCCUUCAUUCGCGAGAUGCUUCUCAAAAUACCUCAACAAGACAACGUUCGGCGAACCUUGGAUGCAAUGGGCGACAUCCUCAAUCCCGGCACCAAUACCCCAGGUUCGGAUUUUGACAUUGCUAAAAGACUUGCAAAUUAUGCACUGGCUUUGUUGAAUGCCUAUCCUUCCAAGGCACAGAAUACGAGGAUGCUCCUCCAUCAAGGUUCUUUUGCCUUCAUCGGCGGUGCUAACAUGUCAAUAACCCAGUACUUCUGGGCUACCACGCGAAAAACCAGUAUUUUCAAGAAAAUUGUCCAGAGCCACCGACUUGUCCUAUCAUUACUCCGCGAGGCAGCUCCAGAAACCAAUCAGAUUGGUCAAGCGCCGCUCUCACAUUCAGAGAUUGCGCAAUGGCGUGAUGAGUGGAAACUCAUUAUCCUUUUCUUCGAGUUGUACGGCUUCAUCCUCAGACUCAUGGAUGAUAGUGAAUUUUUCUCGCUUUCUAAGGCCAAUACAUUUGGAACUUCUACCAACACUCCUGCUUCAGUAAUAUCGAAGAAGGGCGCACUACCUCUCGAAGACGUUUCACUGAUGUCCACAUUUCUCAAGAAUCUAGCUUUUUCCCUUUAUUGGUAUGCUGCUGAUUUAGCAGAAACGAAUGAGAAUGAGGAAGAGGCUGACAUCUCCGCCCUCUUUGGGAUGCAGUCGCAGGCUCAGGCAUCUACUAAAACUACCGAAAAGAUGCCACAAACAUUGACUGGGAAUGGCCUGUCUCAAUCAUAUCUCAAAGGACUUGUGACGGGUCUCCUGCGUCAGCUGCACGAAAUAGAUUCCAGGCAGCCUUUUGUUCCCGCUAAUCACUGGUUGAUGACCGAUCAAGUAAAUAUGACCGGGUUCAUUCCUGCAGUCGUAGCGGAAGAGGAAAAAAGGCACGAACUCGCUGGUGAUGAAGAGCAGGAAGACGAGCAAGAUGGACUCGACGCCGACCCUGCUGACUUCGACAUGUCGAUGGGAUCGGGUGCGUCAGAAGCCUUGUUGAGUGCAAUGUUUGGCAUUCGGCAGCCACAUAUGCCCCGAAGUAGAGGCUCACGACAGGCCGACAUACUUGAGCGUCAAAGGCUGCAGGCAAGGCGCAAACGACAAAUCGAAUCCAUCGCUCCACGUCUCGAAAUUCUGCGCAACUUACCAUUUUUCAUCCCUUUUGAGACGCGCGUCCAGAUUUUCCGCGAGUUUAUCUUUAGAGAUCAGGUAAGGAGAAGAGAUGGGGCGGUUGAUCCAGACACAUGGCGUAUGUCUGUCGCUGCCAGUUCACAGGGUAGGGCACCGGAUGGACGACGGAGGGGUUUCGAUAUCCUAAGUCGACAUCACGCUGAAAUCCACCGAGAGAGCGUCUUUGAAGACGCUUACGACGCGUUCUAUCCUCUUGGGGAGGCUCUCAAAGAGCCCAUCCAGAUCACAUUUAUUGACCAGUUCGGUGCGCCGGAAGCUGGCAUUGACGGCGGAGGCGUCACAAAAGAAUUUCUCAUGAGUGUCACAAGCGAGGCAUUCGACCCAGAUUCCAGCCUCAGUGCGUUCAAGGAAAAUAAUCAGCGAUAUUUAUUCCCAAACCCCCUGAUCUAUGAAGAGACUGUGAGGUUUCUGGUACGCAUGGGCAGAUCACCCAACACCGAGGGCUACACUCGCCCCAUGAACGAAUUUCUCCGCCGCUUCCAGUUUCUAGGCAGGGUAGUUGGAAAAUGUCUCUAUGAAGGGAUUCUUAUCGAUGUCACUUUUGCAGGAUUCUUUCUUCUCAAAUGGGCAUUGACUGGAGGUUCCACGGUUGGCUCUAACGAGACGGCAUACCGCCCAAGCAUCAACGAUGUUCGAGAAUACGACGAGGAACUGUAUCAAGGCCUCCUGAAAUUGAAGAACUACCCUGGCGACGUGGAAAGUGAUUUUGCGUUGGAUUUCACUGUAACCGAUACGUUUAACGUGCUGGACGUUGAUGGGAAGCAGAUUCCCGAGACGAUUACCACGGAACUAAGACCUAACGGCGCCAACAUCGCGGUAACGAACAUCAAUCGAUUUGACUACAUCAAUCGCAUAGUCAGAAGGAAGUUACUUGAACAGCCAAAAAUGGUGACUGAUGCCUUUCUUUCAGGUCUUGGGCAGAUUAUCCAACCAAGCUGGCUUGCCAUGUUCAAUCAGAAGGAGCUACAAAAGCUUGUUGGGGGAGACAGUUCCGAGCUUGAUAUCGCGGAUUUGCGGAAGCAUACACAGUAUGGCGGGCUUUACCAGAUCGGUGACGAUGGGUUGGAGCACCCAACUGUGCAGCUUUUUUGGGAAGCCUUGCAAGAGAUGGACAACGAGGACAGGAGGAAGGUGUUAAAAUUCGUCACGAGCACACCACGAGCGCCCCUCCUAGGGUUCAGCCACCUGAACCCCAGAUUCAGCAUUCGUGAUUCUAGUGAGGAUCAGGAACGACUGCCAAGUACUAGUACUUGUGUCAAUCUUCUCAAGCUACCUCGAUAUGGAGACAUCAAGACGAUGAAAGACAAACUGUUGUAUGCGGUCAACUCAGGAGCAGGAUUCGACCUUUCAUGA